Molecule: messenger RNA, 1092 nt
Organism: Brassica oleracea var. oleracea
Lineage: Eukaryota; Viridiplantae; Streptophyta; Magnoliopsida; Brassicales; Brassicaceae
Exons: 6
Coding region: 1-1092 (363 amino acids)
Molecular function (GO): DNA binding
Source: RefSeq, a predicted model, not a curated record
AUGAAUGAGAUUGAAUGUUUGGGUUUGAAUUCUGAUGAACUAUACAUGAGAUUGAAUAUGGAUUCAUCUUCAACGCCAAACGUUGUUUCUGACAAUAACAACGACUUCGAAGGCGAAGAAGAACAAGAGUAUCUGACUCCGAACAGUAGAGGCAAACGUAAAGAAUCACCUGAAGCUAGUGGAGCAACGUUCCAGACACAAAAAGCGCCUAGGUAUCUUCCUCCAAGGUCUAAGAUUUGGGGACAUUUCACAAGAACAAAGGAGAAUCGUGACAAAUGUAUAUGUCACUACUGCAACAAGACAUUUUCCUGUGCUACAAGAUCGGGCACAUUCAACUUGAUGAAGCAUCUUAGCAUAUGCAAACACUUCAGGUUGUUUUCAAAGGGUCAAAGCUUUACUCAGCCUGGCAUCACUGAAGAAGGAAAACUGAAGUCUAGAAAGAUAAGUGAAUCUACAUUCAGAGAAGCAACAAAUGAGAUGAUGGUGAUAGCAGAGCUACCAUUGAGUUUCAUUGAAGGUGUUGGUUGGAAACACUUAUGUGACAAGAUGGAACUAGGCAAACUAGUUUCAAGAAGGACUUCAACAAGAGGCAUUGUUAAGAUGUAUCUGCAGAGGAAAGAUGUUAUGAAGAAGUGGUUUAAAGAAAAUAAGCAAAGGGUUUCACUAACAUUUGGGUGGCUCAAUUUGAUCCGUGCUAGCUACAUGGUUGUGAUUGCCCAUUACAUUGAUCCGUGUUGGCGAUUGAAGAAACUUAUCAUUGGGUUCAAACACGUCAGUGAUCACAAAGGAGAUACAAUUUUGAAGGUUUUGUUAGAUUGCUUAGCUGACUGGGGUAUACAGAAGAGUGUCAAUGCUGUCCGUAAUGCUGUGGUCUACGUUCGAGCUUCGGGUAACAGGCUAUCAUCAUUUGAGCAGAAAGUAGACGCUGGUAAACUGACUAGGGGAAGCUUGUCGUUGGAUGUGAGUACUAGGUGGAACUCCACUUAUCUGAUGUUAAUCACAACUAUGAAGUUCAGAGUUGCUUCUGACAAAAUAGAGCAAGAGGAUAAGCUGUACAACUAUUACUUUAUGGAGAUGGAAGUUCCUCCUUAG